This is a messenger RNA of Schistocerca serialis cubense, 528 nucleotides long. RefSeq lists its product as uncharacterized. The record is from RefSeq and is a predicted model, not a curated record. Bases 1 to 528 code for a protein of 175 amino acids. The transcript is spliced from 3 exons. Lineage: Eukaryota; Metazoa; Arthropoda; Insecta; Orthoptera; Acrididae.
AUGGCGCCGUUGAUUUAUAUUGCAUCGCCGGUCUGUCGUCAGGCUGUAAACUGGAUCUCGGAAAGGGCCAAAGCCGAGAUACGUGCCGCUGUAUUCUACGCCGGCGUUUCACUUUCACGUGUGCGGAAACAGAACCGCGCGGCCGGCCCGGGGAGCGGCCUCUGCGGCCCUUCGUGGCCGGCCGCCCGCCGCGGCUGCCCCCGGACCUGUGGGGCGGGCAGGCGCUGCCGCCGCCCCCGUCCUACCAGGAGGCCACGGCGGCGCCGCCCCCAGUUUUUCCAGACGAACCACCACCCCGCUACUCGGUGGCGUCAGGGGACGCCAGCGCGACGCCCGCGGCCAGAGGUGACGUCACCAGCACGAGCGGUCCUCAGCAGCAGCAAGGCGGAGCGGCGGUCCACGUCUGACCCCACCUGCGAAACUCUGCCUCAGCAGCGGCGCCUCAGUUUUUCUUGUCCGCGCGGCUGCAACACUACAAACUGUGACCUUGUGUUCUCACGUGGCUUCCGUGUGACUCGUCGAAUGUAA